Aquila chrysaetos chrysaetos is the source of this 3971-nucleotide messenger RNA. RefSeq names its product endothelin converting enzyme 2 (gene ECE2). The coding region runs from base 758 to 3364 and encodes 868 amino acids. The record is from RefSeq and is a predicted model, not a curated record. Gene Ontology annotation, molecular function: metalloendopeptidase activity. Gene Ontology annotation, biological process: protein processing. The transcript has 19 exons. NCBI's taxonomy places the organism in Eukaryota, Metazoa, Chordata, Aves, Accipitriformes, Accipitridae. Gene Ontology annotation, cellular component: plasma membrane.
GGUGCUGCCAGCUGGUGCCCAGGAGGAUGAGGACCCCCCGGGAGGGGAGAGGAGCGUGGUGGGGGAGCUGGGGCAGUGGGGGUGCCCGGCUGGCCGAGCUCCAACAGGAUGCUGAGCCAUCCUUCCUAAUGCCAUCAGCUCCCGGGAACCCGCCCCGGCGGGGGGCUCCUGCCAACUGACGAUCCCAGCCUCACACCCUCCCACCGCGGCAGCCCUUGGCGAACCCCCCUCCCUGUCCCGGCAGAGUGGCAGUGGGCAGAGCUGGGCACGGGCCACUUGCUCUGCUUCACCCCCUGCCCAUCAUCCUUUCCACCCCGGCUUCUUCCUGGCCCCUAACACCAGCCCUGCAGGCAGCCCCGGGGCAUCCACCUCAGUCUGCAGCACAGACGGGAGGGUGAGCCACAACCCGCCGGGGCGUUGACUCUGAAGCCUAAGGAUGGCUCACGACCAGCAGCAUUGCUGAUUCUCUUCCACCAAAGCCUCCAGCUUUUUCCUCCAGCUCAUCCCCCCCCCCAAAGCUGCUGGCUCAGCUCCACCACCUCCCUCUUGGCUGAGUCCUCAGCAGCCCUCACGGCUGGGUCGGUGCAAGCAGCCCCUGCCGGGCCGCCCCGCAAGGCCGGCAGUGAGGGGGUCCCACCCCGCGGGCUGGCAGCCCCUGUAUUGCCCCCUCUCACCCCACACACUUUGCCCACAUGGGCUCGUCCCUGCGCCCCGGGGCACUCCCAGGGGCCAGGAUGAGGUGGGAGGGCGCUUCCAGAUGUUUCGGACCGGUGCACAUCUGCAUGGAAAGUUCCAGGCGGGGGAGGAGGGGCGAGGCAGCGGCACUAGGCAACGGUUGCCUGGCAGCGGGGACCACGUCUCCGUGGCGAUGUGGCACCUGUCGGCGGGGCUGAUGCCACAGCUGCCAUGGCGACGCGGAGGGAUGCUCCGGCGCGAGCCCCCGAGCCCCCCGCCAGCAGCUCUCCCCGAGCUCCUCGGGGCCACCCGGGGCUGGGGACAGCCUCUGGGGGAGGCCCGGGCACACCGAGGGGGGUCAGGGGCUGCCCCGGCCCCCCCCGUGCACCCGCUGAGUGGGCGCCGGCCCUCGCCCCCACUCCCUCCUUCGGCAGAUGCCCGACUACAAGCGUGCCACGCUGCAGGACGACGAGGGGCCAGAGCCGGCGGGGGACGGCAGCGUCUCUCCCGACAGUGUGGAGGUGGGGUUUCAGAAGGGGCCGGGGCCGCUGCUGAGCCGCCUGGCCUCGCGCAGCCAGCUGGAGCUGGUGCUCUGCGCCGUCGCCGUCUCCCUGGCACUGCUGCUCGGCGUCGCCGUCGUCACCCUGGCCGUCCAGUACCGCAGAGCAUGUGCCUGACGGACGCCUGCGUCCGGGUGGCCAGCAAGAUCCUGGAGGCCCUGGAUGCGGAGACGGACCCGUGCCAGGACUUCUACCAGUACUCAUGCGGGGGCUGGAUCAAGAGGAACCCGCUGCCCAACGGGCGCUCCAAGUGGAGCACCUUCAACAGCAUCUGGGACCAGAACCAGGCCAUCAUGAAGCAUCUCCUAGAGAACACCACCUUCAACUCCAGCAGCGAGGCGGAGCGGAAGACGCAGCGGUACUACCUGUCCUGCCUCAAGGAGCAGAGGAUAGAGGAGCUGGGCUCCCAGCCCCUCAUGGAGCUCAUCGACAAGAUCGGGGGGUGGAACGUCACCGGCUCCUGGAACCAGAGCAGCUUCAUGGAGGUACUCAAGAUGGUGUCAGGCACGUACCGGGCGACCCCCUUCUUCACGGUGUAUGUGGGUGCAGACUCCAAAAGUUCCAACAGCAACAUCAUCCAGGUGGACCAGUCGGGGCUUUUCCUCCCAUCCCGGGAUUACUACCUGAACAAGACCGCCAACGAGAGGGUCCUGGCAGCGUACCUGGACUACAUGGUGGAGUUGGGCACACUGCUGGGGGGGGCCCCGGAGCCCACCCGCCUCCAGAUGCAGCAGGUGCUGGACUUUGAAACCCAGCUGGCCAACAUCACCGUGCCCCAGGCCGAGCGGCGGGACGACGAGAAGAUCUACCACAAGAUGAGCAUUGCCGAGCUGCAGGCUCUGGCCCCUGCCAUCGACUGGCUGGAUUACCUGUCCUACGCCCUGGCCCCACUGGAGCUGGCGGACACGGAGCCCGUGGUGGUGUAUGGGGACACCUACCUCCAGCAGGUCUCUGACCUCAUCAAUGGCACCGACAGGAGCGUCCUGAACAACUACCUGAUCUGGAACCUGGUGCAGAAGACGGCCUCCAGCCUGGACCAGCGCUUCGAGACAGCCCAGGAGAGGCUGCUGGAGACGCUCUAUGGCACCAGGAAGUCCUGCACGCCCCGCUGGCAAACCUGCAUCUCCAACACGGACGACACGCUAGGCUUCGCCCUGGGCUCCCUCUUCGUCAAAGCCACCUUCGACCGGGACAGCAAGGCCAUUGCUGAAGAGAUGAUCAGCGAGAUCCGGGCGGCAUUCGAGGUGUCCCUGGACCAGCUGGACUGGAUGGACGAGAAGACCAGGCAGGCUGCGAAGGAGAAGGCCGAUGCCAUCUAUGACAUGAUCGGCUUCCCUGACUUCAUCCUGGACAACAAGGAGCUGGACGAUGUCUAUGAUGGGUACGAGGUCUCAGAGGACUCCUUCUUCCAGAACAUGCUCAACUUCUACAACUUUUCUGCCAAAGUGAUGGCUGACCAGCUCCGGAAACCCCCCAACCGCGACCAGUGGAGCAUGACCCCGCAGACCGUCAAUGCCUACUACCUGCCCACCAAGAACGGGAUCGUUUUCCCCGCUGGCAUCCUGCAGGCUCCCUUCUACGCCCGCAACCACCCCAAAGCCCUUAAUUUCGGCGGUAUCGGCGUGGUGAUGGGGCAUGAGCUGACCCACGCAUUCGACGACCAAGGGCGGGAGUACGACAAGGAGGGCAACCUGCGGCCAUGGUGGCAGAACUCCUCCCUGGAGGCCUUCAAGAACCGGACGGCAUGCAUGACGGAGCAGUAUGGCCGCUACACCGUCCACCGCGAGAAGGUCAAUGGCCGGCAGACGCUGGGCGAGAACAUCGCCGACAACGGUGGGCUCAAGGCAGCCUACAAUGCAUACAAGUCCUGGCUGGAGAAGAAUGGGGAGGAGAAGCGCCUGCCAGCCCUGGGGCUCACCAACCACCAGCUCUUCUUCGUGGGCUUCGCUCAGGUGUGGUGCUCCGUCCGGACGCCCGAGAGCUCCCACGAAGGGUUGGUGACCGACCCCCACAGCCCUGACAAGUACCGUGUCAUCGGCACCCUCAGCAACUCCCGGGACUUUGUCGAACAUUUCGGCUGCCCCCUGGGCUCCCCCAUGAACCCCGGCAAGCACUGUGAGGUGUGGUAGGGACGGGGAGGGUGCUGGGGACGGAGGGGGUGAUGCUCUGCUGUGUCCCCCACCCCAGCCCUCGCCAGCUGCCGGAGCUGGCCCACGGGCAGAGAGCGGGGUCACCCCCCCCAGGUCACCCUCCAUCGCGGUUCCCCCCUGUGCACACACCGCACGCCGCCUCGCCCCACCUCUGCCCCCCUCCCCAGCACACACAGCCCCACACCGGGCACCCACCGCAGCCCCCAUCCAUGGCCUGGGGCCAGGCACGGCCGGCAGAGAAGCCGUAGCACCCCCAAAAUGCAGCUCUGCCCCCCAACCCUGACGUGCUAGAGACGGGCACCGCUCAGCCCCCCCCCAGUGCCACGUCCCCCCCUCAGGCAGGCAGGUCAGAGGGGUCCCAGGGAGAGCACUAGAGCCGAGCCCCCCCCCGCUCCUGCCCCCUGACCUGCCGGAGAUGGAAGCUGGGGGUCACCCGGCUCUGCCCUCCCCUCGCCCCCUCACAGUCCGGCUUGGCUUCCCCAUCCACCUCUGCUGGGACCAGCGGGCGGCAGCGGGGACUCUGGUGCCUUCAGCUGUGGGUGGCUGUCGCUGAAUUUAUUUAACGAUUAAAAGCAGUUUCCACUUA